Messenger RNA from Siniperca chuatsi (mandarin fish), 494 nucleotides. RefSeq names its product cytochrome c oxidase subunit 7B, mitochondrial. The record is from RefSeq and is a predicted model, not a curated record. The transcript is spliced from 3 exons. The coding region runs from base 114 to 350 and encodes 78 amino acids. Gene Ontology annotation, biological process: mitochondrial electron transport, cytochrome c to oxygen. Lineage: Eukaryota; Metazoa; Chordata; Actinopteri; Centrarchiformes; Sinipercidae.
UGAAUGACGCAUGCGCACAAUCGUAACUUCCGCUGUGUCUACGAGCGGCGGCCAUAUUAGUAGAGACACACUUCCGUUCUUCAAGGGUAUCUGGAGGCAUCAGGCUACACAACAUGUACCGGUUUGCUAAAGCUGCAGUUAAUAUCGCCGGUCAGGCUGCGAGGCAGGUGAGGCAUGGAUCCACCGCCCCCCAGAACUUCCACACCAAGUACGGCAACGGUGUGAUGGUCGGUGGAAUUGUCUUCUGCACGGCUGUGUGGUCAUAUGUGCUGACUCAGACUGGCAUCACCUGGAAUAUGUCACCAGUUGGGAAGGUCAUGCCCAAAGAGUGGAGAGAGGCAGAGGAGUGAAGGGCCGCCAUGACGGAUCUGCAUCCCACCCAAUAAACCUUCUGGUUGUACAGAUGAAUAAUGAAUAUCUGCGUCAUCAGACAGUGAAUGCCUGUGUUUAUUCCAACAUGUUAACUUUGUCCAAAUAAAUUAAGUGUGAUUCUA